AUGCCGUUGACCACACCGGUUUUGACGGUGGAUGCAGAUAAUAUUCACAAGGUGGAUACUGCGAAUGCACAGAGUCUCCAUGGCAUGUGGAUGGUAUUUUCGAAAUGUGCCGACUACAUGGAUCAGGGACGUCGCCUCGAGAACUUGAGUUGGCGUCUGUGGACCCGCGAGACCUUCUGUGUUGAACCCGAGAAGUCCAACGAAGCAUCAGUUCUUCCCAAGCUGCGCUCGGAGGCCGGUGAUCUGCCGGAGCUCUCCGCAAGUGUCGAGUCGGCCGCGUCCGACCAAGCCGAACGCAUCGAAGCUCACAUCAAACGUCCCCGGUUCUCGGAUUACCGACCGGCCGUGGUCCGUGAGGACUCACUAGCCAGCCUAGGUCGUGGCAAGGAGAAGCACAUCACCUCGUUGGACCUAGAGCGAAUGGUCCUCAAUAUCAAAGAGAGGAAGAACUUGGAGCCGCUGGCCCCCAUGGUCGAACCCGCCGCUCCUGUUGUCGACAUUACUCCCCGGCCGUCCACCCCGACUCCUACUCCUCCCUCGGUUUCAACGGCCAGACAGGUUCCGAUCUUCCCUCGCCCGGUCUGCCGUCCUCGCGAAUCGACCGAGUCAUGCUCGACUACCGCCCCCGAAGGCAAUGAGAGCGAUUCGGCCCAGGUCAACGCCUCCGAUACCAGUGUAUCCUCUUCCGGAGUCCUUCCUAGCAGACCUGAAUUGAUCAAGUCGCCGAGCGUCGUUCGCGGCUUCUCACCAUCCAUUAUCUCCUCCUCCUUCCGGUCGCAACCUAGACUGGCCGCGGAACCGAGUCCCUCCCGUGAAACUCCCCAACUGAAACCCUCACCUCUUAAAAAGAAAGGAGGCAUGUUUACACUAGGUGGAUCUUCUGGGGAAGAUGACGAGAGCUCAUUCGAAGAGCGCAUCAAUGCGACCGUACCUCAGGAGAUUACGACCGGCGGUGGAUCUUUGAGGCCGACUGGCAGCAACCCGAGCUCGUCCAAGAAAGUCGCCUCUUUCAGCGAUCACGUUCAGACCAUCCGACCUCCCAAAAGCCCCCUUGUUGCCGAUGAGGACGCCAUUGAGACCGAUGACGACGUCUCAGAGAGCGCUAUCGAAGACGACGAAGAUUCCGAUUGGGAGGACUCCGUGACAGAGAGCGGCAAAUCAAGCGUGGACGAGCGACCGGAGAUGUUCCAGCGGGUGGAUUCCCGCCCCAAUCUGGUGUCGAGGCGAUCGCUUCUCACCAUGAUGAUGCACCAGCCUGGUAAGAUGGGAGGCAAUACGUUCCGGUCCAGUCCCGCACUGCAACGGUCACGUUUAACAUCACCCAACGGACCUUCCAUUCCUGCUUCGCCUUCAGAGAAGGACGAUGAGAACCUGACCAUGCGUGGCCCUGGUGUUCCCCGAUCAAAGCCCAUCACUAUGAAAUCGCCACCGCCGCAGUCAGUCGCCCAUUCGCCGCGUACCACCCGUCGCAACAUGCUUGCGACCGAGUUAACCGAGUCUCUGCGUCGACACCUCCUUUGGGAGCGCCAGCAGAAGAGCGCCACCGCCAAUGCGUUUUUGAAACGGCGUCACACUGCUCACGACAUGAAAAACCUCCAAGAAUAUCCCAAAGGACCGCACCGGGCUCCAGGAGCCGGUCCAUCCACUUCAGGAGACGCGAAUGUCGGCAACCAGGCUCGGGAUAAGGAUCUCUCCAAGAACGGCUCAUGGACCAAUUAUGCAACCGACUACGGCCCUUGGGAGUACCACGUUAAGGGAUGGUAA
Molecule: messenger RNA, 1764 nt
Organism: Penicillium cinerascens
Lineage: Eukaryota; Fungi; Ascomycota; Eurotiomycetes; Eurotiales; Aspergillaceae
Exons: 2
Coding region: 1-1764 (587 amino acids)
Biological process (GO): negative regulation of transcription by RNA polymerase II; regulation of nitrogen utilization; mitochondria-nucleus signaling pathway
Cellular component (GO): cytoplasm
Source: RefSeq, a predicted model, not a curated record